GCCGUCAUGGAGUGCUCCAUCUCUCAUCUUCGGAUGCGGUCGAACCAUGACUUCAUCUUCUCCAAAGCUUCUACCGCCAACGAUAGGUCCUCGACUAAUCGUCUACCACCAAACAAUCCAUGACCCGCAGGGCAACUGUAAUUCGCUGCUGCCAUUACUGACCAACAACACCGGCGUUACGCAUGUCAUCAUUGGGGCGAUACACAUCAAUGAUGGGCCCGGCAACAUUACUCUGAAUGAUCACCGUCCCGAUGACAAGCGAUUCGAUCAGCUAUGGGGUGAAGUAAGCUGGCUGCAAGGCAGUGGUGUGAAGGUGUUGGGCAUGCUCGGCGGCGCGGCAAAGGGAUCCUUCGAACGACUUGGUGAAGACGACGAGAGCUUUGAAGCACACUACAUCCCCCUCCACGCCAUAAUCACAGUCCACAAGCUCGACGGCCUCGACCUCGACAUCGAGGAGCAGAUCCCCCUCGCAACAGCAACACGCCUGAUCGCCCGUCUUCGCGCUGAUUUUGGUCCUCAGUUCCUGAUCACCCUCGCGCCCGUCGCCACAGCACUCAUUCCAGAUCCAAACAUCCCACCGCAUCUCCGACCGCCACGUCCUAUGCUAGCCAGCGGGCCCAGUCCGAAUCCUUUGCAUCCAACAUUGCCGCACUUGAGUGGCUUCUCGUACCCCGAGCUCGAGUGCAGUGUCUAUGGAAGGGAGAUAGCAUGGUAUAAUACGCAAUUCUACUGUGGAUGGGGUGACGCAGGAACAACAGCGUGGUACGACGCCAUCGUCGCCGCAGGCUGGAAGCCUGAGAAAGUCGUGCUGGGUGUCGUCACAAAUCCUGGCAAUGGUGCAGGCCACGUUCCCGUUAGGAAUUUGCGCAAUGUUUGCGCGCUCCUGAGAGAGAAGUACAAGAAUGUUGGCACUGGGUUUGGUGGUGUUAUGGGUUGGGAGUACUUCAAUUGCGGUGAGCACGAAGAGGACCUUGUGCAUGUGUCUGAACUUGAAUUGAACAAUGAGACGGUGCAGGCCGGGUGGGUUUCGGCGUUGGGUAGAGUGUUGAGGACGGAGGAGCCGCAGCAUCUGCAGACGAGUAGGCCACCGUUGGGCGUCACAGCGGAGCAGAUCAGGCAGAUGGUGACAAGUCUUCCGGAAGCAAGAGCUAGCUGGCCAGAAGAAGAGGUGCAGAAGUUGGUCGUGCUUGGAUUUGCACGACGAGAGGCGCUUGCGGCGCUGAACGCCACUGAUGGGAAUGUGGAGAUGGCUGCUGGGUUUCUGUUCGAGCAUUACCCGCAGUAACCAUAGUUAACUGCAGGUGCGGCUGCAACAGCACUGGUACACUUCGAGCGUUUCUGUUUUUCUAGCGGGUUUCUCUUCUUACGCGUUGACAAAUUCACCUAACUUCUUAUCAUCAUUCACUUCGUC
Didymella exigua CBS 183.55 is the source of this 1411-nucleotide messenger RNA. Its product is annotated as glycoside hydrolase family 18 protein. NCBI's taxonomy places the organism in Eukaryota, Fungi, Ascomycota, Dothideomycetes, Pleosporales, Didymellaceae. Gene Ontology annotation, biological process: carbohydrate metabolic process. The record is from RefSeq and is a predicted model, not a curated record. The coding region runs from base 47 to 1285 and encodes 412 amino acids. Gene Ontology annotation, cellular component: extracellular region. Gene Ontology annotation, molecular function: chitinase activity; protein binding. The transcript is spliced from 2 exons.